GUGUGUGAGCAGGCCGGUGACGACCUGGUGCCCUGCGAAGGUCAGUGUUUAGGGAUGUUUCACCUCCACUGUCUGGGUUCGUCCCUCAAACUCGACGACAAGCUGCAGUGCCAGGCGUGCAGCACAGGAGUUCACGCGUGCUUCAACUGCAAGCAGUCGGAUGGUAAAGUCCGCCGCUGUCACGUCCCGCACUGCGGCAAGUUUUACCACGAGGCCUGCGUCCGCCUGAACCCCCUGACGGUGUUCGACAACAGGGGCUUCCGCUGCCCGCUCCACGCCUGCCUCAGCUGCCACUACGGCUGCCGCACCAAGCAAAGGUCGACCAAGGGGAGGUUGAUGCGUUGCCUGCGCUGCCCGGUAGCGUAUCACGUCGGCGACCAGUGCGUGGCCGCGGGGAGCGAGAUGAUCACCAACACCGCCAUCAUCUGCACCAACCACUUCAACGCCAAGAAGGGCUACAGCCACCACAGUCACGUCAACGUCAGCUGGUGCUUCGUCUGCUCUAAAGGAGGCCAGCUGCUGUGCUGCGAGUCUUGCCCCGCGGCUUUCCACCCUGACUGCCUGAACAUCGCCAUGCCCGACGGGAGCUGGUUCUGCAACGACUGCCGAGCCGGGAAGAAGCCCAAGUACAGGGACAUCAUCUGGGUCAAACUGGGAACAUACAGAUGGUGGCCGGCAGAAAUCCACCACCCAAGAAGCAUUCCCACCAACAUCCAGCACCUUAAGCACGAGAUCGGAGAGUUCCCGGUGUUCUUCUUCGGCUCCAAGGAUUACUUCUGGACCCACCAGGGCCGAGUGUUUCCCUACAUGGAGGGCGACAGGGGCAGCAAGCAUCAGAGGACCGGCAUCGGCAAAGUCUUCAAGAACGCUCUGUUGGAGGCUGAAGCUCGAUUCAAGGAGAUGAAGUUGAAGCGAGAGGCCAAGGAAGCUCAAGAGAACAGCCGAAAACCGCCCCCGUAUAAAUUUAUCAAGGUCAACAAACCCUUCGGCAAGGUUCAGGUCUACACCGCCGACAUCUCCGAGAUCCCCAAGUGCAACUGCAAGCCGACCGACGAGAGGCCGUGCGGGUUCGAGUCCGAGUGCCUGAACCGCAUGCUGCAGUACGAGUGCCACCCUCAGGUGUGUCCCAGCGGGGAGCGCUGCUGCAACCAGGACUUCACCAAACGCCUCUACCCGGAGACCCAGAUCAUCAAGACGCCGGGCAAAGGCUGGGGUCUGAUCUCCCUGAGGGACAUCAAGAAGGGGGAGUUUGUGAACGAGUACAUCGGGGAGCUGAUCGACGAGGAGGAGUGCCGGGCGAGGAUCAAGUACGCCCACGAGAACAACAUCACCGACUUCUACAUGCUCACCAUCGACAAGGACCGAAUCAUCGACGCCGGUCCGAAAGGAAACUACUCUCGCUUCAUGAACCACAGCUGUCAGCCCAACUGUGAGACUCAGAAGUGGACGGUGAACGGCGACACUCGGGUCGGUCUGUUCGCCGUCUGUGACAUCCCGUCAGGGACCGAGUUAACCUUCAACUACAACCUGGACUGCCUCGGCAACGAGAAGACUGUCUGCCGCUGCGGAGCUCCGAACUGCAGCGGUUUUCUGGGAGAUCGACCGAAGAACUCCAACGGCCAUGCAGCCGAUCCAAAAGGAAAGAGGUUGAAGAGGAAAUACAAGAAGAGGAAAACUGAGGGGAAGAAGAAGUCCGAGGACGAGUGUUUCCGCUGCAGAGACGGAGGGCAGCUGGUGCUCUGUGAUAAGAAAACCUGCACCAAAGCUUAUCACCUGUCCUGCCUGAACCUCACCAAGAGACCCUUCGGCCGCUGGGACUGCCCCUGGCACCACUGUGACGUCUGCGGGAAGAACUCGGAGGCCUUCUGCCAGCUCUGCCCCAACUCCUUCUGCAAGGCCCACCAGGAGGGGGCGCUGCGUCCGUGGCCCGCCACCGGCCAGCUGUGCUGCAUGGAGCACGACGAGCUGGAGGGAGCCGACGGCCCGGCGCAAGACGCCGCCGGCUCGGAGACCAACGCUGCCGCCGCCGUCGCUAACACCGGCCUCCCCGCUAAAGGCUCCAGGAAGGCGGACGGAGCCGAGGCCAAAACGAAGGGCUCCAAGAGGAAAGCAGCCGAGGCCUGAAGUGACCUUUCAGGGCGCCAACAGACCAAACCAAGACUCUCACAUCCUUCUUCUUUUUUUUUUUUUUUUUUUUUACCCUCCCCUCCCUCCGUCGUGUUUCAGAAUCACAGGAACCAAGGCACUGUACAUCUUCGUCAUCAGGGAACGCCGCUGAUCUCUCACGUGCUCGGCCUUCAGCUAGCCGCUCGUUCUUUGUUAUUAUUAUUAUUAUCAUCGUUUUCAGGUUUUUAUUUGUUGUUUUUCUGUUUGUCUGCACUGAGUCGAACCAUCUGUGGUAAAGCACAAACGAGCAGGUCAGGACACCUACUUCAGCUACUGGAUUCACUCUUCCACCAACCAAACUGCCUUGUUUUUGUUUGUUGUUGUUGUUGUUUGUGUCGUUUUAUUAGAAAAACAAAAGAAACCCGACAAAAUCCAGCCUGAAGUUAGACUGGCCGUCUGCUAACUUGAAUCUCAGUCGCCCUCCCCUCCUUCACUCAACACGGAUUACCUUGAACAGCAGAGUUUUAUCGCUAUAUCUAUAUAUGUGUAUAUCAAAGACCAAAAUUAUUAUGACUGGAGUUGGUGUACGGCGUCAAACAGGUUGCCAAAUGGAUGGUUUUUAUUUUUAUAUAUAUAGUAUAUAUAUGCCAGAUUUCCUAUCAAACGAGACACUAUGGGUAGGCUUCAGUAGCCGUAGAUCGUUUAACUGUAGAUGCUAUUUUACAACCUGUUAUCUUGUUUUAGCUCAGCUUUUUUUUUUUUUCGUUUAUUUUUUUCUCUCAAAGAUGCUGCAAGUCACGUCCAGAGAACGAGGGGUUAAACCGCCGCUAAGAAACAAACACUACCGGGAGGUUUUCGACGCUCUCCGUUUGAUGAUUUAACAAAAAAAAAUUUAAAAAAUGAAGGAAUGAGAGCGAGACUUGUGUUUCACAGCCGAGUCCUUUUGGUGCUUUUUUUUGUUUUUUUUAGUAUUUGAAAAUCUGAGGUACAAAGUUUGUUUUUUUUAGGUAUAAAUACUCCCGUGAUGCUGUCUGGAACCUGAACGCUGGACUUUUUAUCGACCCUCGGUGUUAUUUUUUUAAUCCUCAGGAGGCUUCAAAGUCCGAUUAUCGUCGGACGCUUUAACGCUGGCCGACACCUCGUAACUCAGUUUAUCGUCUGUCGAGGGGAUUGCGCGGCGCGGUGGGGAUGUUAGGACUCACAUCUCAGCUGUGAAACCCUGUUUUCUGUCCACACCGGCUCCCUACAACACGCUCAUGCUUCAAAACUGACAUUCAGGUCUUUAUUAUCACUGCAGAAAGCUCCACUACUCGCUAAAAGCCUCAUUAAACCUAAACGGAUGUAAGAGCUGAAAAUGGUGACGUUAAGUGAAAGUCUUUGGCGUUAGGACCACUGAGAACAUAAUUAACAGCAGCCUGGAUGUUUUUAGCCAUCAGGGGAACAACUCAGGCUUUCAGAAAUCCACAUCGUUUUCACCUCAACCUCAUUUCUAUCAUUUUUAAGUCAAAAUCUUAAGUGAGUGCCGGUGCUGCUCGACUCCUAGCUGAAUUUAAAGCGUCCAAAAUAACGAUUUUAUUUCCCACGACGCCUUAAAUCUGCUCAUUAUGUCGGCAAAUCAGGAUUUCUACGCCUUCUCUGAUUAGUUUCUGUUGAAUUUUUGAGCUCUAAACGAGUGAAAAUCGUCUUAUUUUACCAGAAAAGGCAAGAAAAAUCCACUUUUAUCCACCUCAACCACACUCGGUCAUCAUCAUGCUGAUUUAAAAAGUGCUUCGAGACGUUCUGAAGAUUCAAUCAGCUGUUCUGGGAGGUUUUCGUUGGUGCUCGUGUUUGACCUUUAAUCUCCAAAAACAUCCCCAGAAAAGGAAAAAAAACCCCACAUUAGACUUGUACAGACGCAACAGGAGGCUGUUUUUGUUUUGUUUUUUAACGUACCUGCACUUUUUUUUUGUUCUUUUUUUUGUCCCACCUGUGAAAGUGCAGCGAGUGUCGUACGAGUGUCCUCCUCCUCCUCCUCCUCCUCCUCCUGCGUACCGACCGUCAUCCUAACCCUGAUUCUUGUGUUGAGUGAAUGUAGUCCAGCCAGUCGUCGUUUUCUUUUCCUAAGCACUGUAAUUCCCUGUAGAGCUGAGGCGUAACGUGGCGUUAGAGGGUUUCACUCUGUAACUACUGUCAUAGCGAACCAGAGACUAAUAUGUACAUAAUGUAUAAGUGGUCAUAGUGAUGCAUCUAUUGUAAAUAUCAUACAAUCUCUCCACGUUGUAUGUUUUUUUUUGUUGUUUUUUUUUCCUCCCCUGAUGCAGUGCUGAAACACUUUUGUGCAGGAUCUCACGUCAGUUGAAUCGUGCAAUAAAAAAAAGUGGUCAAACGUUCA
Messenger RNA from Stegastes partitus (bicolor damselfish), 4477 nucleotides. Its product is annotated as histone-lysine N-methyltransferase NSD2-like. Gene Ontology annotation, molecular function: protein binding; histone methyltransferase activity. The transcript is spliced from 12 exons. Gene Ontology annotation, cellular component: nucleus. The record is from RefSeq and is a predicted model, not a curated record. NCBI's taxonomy places the organism in Eukaryota, Metazoa, Chordata, Actinopteri, Pomacentridae. The annotation marks the transcript as partial.